Messenger RNA from Python bivittatus (Burmese python), 1501 nucleotides. NCBI's taxonomy places the organism in Eukaryota, Metazoa, Chordata, Lepidosauria, Squamata, Pythonidae. The record is from RefSeq and is a predicted model, not a curated record.
AUGGCCCAGACCUGGCUCCUGAGCGCCAGGGGGGAGAGGGCGCACCCAGCCUCCGCCAGCGCUGCAGGAGCCUCUCCGGGGCCCCCGGAAGCCCCGCUUUCCCGCAGGGAGGCAAGAGGAGCCUUCGGCAGGGAGCGAACAAGGAGAGCAGAGCCCCCAGUGGGGAAAGUGACCCACAAGGUAGUUAGUGACAACGUGGAUGCCCUCACCUGCCAGCCCUACGGCUUCUACCCCAAGGAGAUCAGUGCCACCUGGAUGAGGGAUGGAGAAGUCCGCAAGUACAAGACCUUCCAUAGAAAUGUGGUCCCCAGUUCAGAUGGCACCUAUUAUGUCUGGCUCAGCAUUGAAAUUGACCCCAAGGAGAGGGACCGCUACCAGUGCCAUGUGGAGCAUGCUGGGCUGGUAAAACCCCUGGUCGUGGCCUGGAUGAAGGAACCUGCCAACAGGGUAUUCCAUGUGGAAAUCAUCUUGGGGGCUGUGGCUGCUGUCAUUUUUCCGGUGUCUGGGAUCAACUGCUGGAUGGUUUUCAAGUGGUCUUCAAGGGAAGCCCCAUGUAGAGUGCAUUGCAGUAAUCCAGAUGGGUGACGAUAAGAGCACAAGCUACCAGGGCAAGGUCCUCCUGCUCCAAACCAAUGCACCAGAUGGAGCUGCACAAAAGCCCCUCAACCUCGAGCCUCAAACUCUCUGCCUUCAUGACACAGCUGGAAUGUUGGGAACAUCUUGCUGGUGCACUCACAAAAUGGCUGCUGGGGGGGCUUGCAUGUUCAUUAGGUACAUGCCAAUGGGGACAGCAUAACCAGCUAUAAAGCCCCAAUUUGGUAUGAUGCUGGAAGUUGGCGCUUUGCAUGGCAGCAGGCUGAAUCUCUAUUUUUUAAGAUUAAAAUAUUAAAAUUAAAACUUCAGGGUUGGGUAGAAGGGCCGGUGAACACCCAGGGAGGGUUCUGGAGGCACAUGGAAAUCACCCUGGUUCUAAACAAGGCUGGUAUAUAGAGUCUUGUAUUAUUUUAUUUAUUCCCUCAGUUUAUUUGCUGCCUUAGUUGGCUCCCAAUUUCAGUAACAAAAACCAUAUGCACUUCACAGCAUCACAUCAUAUAACCCCAAGGAAUCCAGGGGACAAAUCCCCUGCAGGAGAGAUCCCAUCCAUAUUCCAAUUUUCUAUGUUUGGGGAAAAGAAAAACAAUUUACAACAAUUGAUUACAAUUUUGAAUAAACCCCAGGAGAGAAAUAUUACCUGAAUCCUUGAGCUUGCUGCUCAGUUGAGUGCCUGUUGAUUUGCAGUGAUAACACUUGGAUUCCAGGCCUAUUUUCAUUGAAAAAUUGAAAUUGCCUUCCCUGUUACAAAAGGGGGAUUGGAUGGCCUCUGAAGGUCCCUUGCAGCACUGAUUCCCCCCCCCCCCCACUUCUGUCCCUGCAAGACAUCAAAGGAAGAAAAGCGAGAACAGCUAAGGAGAAUCUGAAAUCUUGGCCCGUUUGGGGGUCCUUUACACCUAGCGAAAUAACA